CACCUCUCGGUCGGGGGCUCCUGGCCGCUCCCCGCGAUCCCGCCCGGGCCCCGCCUUUUUCGGGGGCUGGGCGAUGGGCGGAGAAGGGGACGGGCGGGUUAAAGGGAGGCCGGCCCGGGACCAGGCUACCUCUGCUCGCGCCGCGGUGUCCGCUCAGUCCCGCCACGGCGGAGGACGUGCCGCGAGCCCUCGUUGAGCGGGGAGGCCCAACACUGAGAGGUUUGGAAAAGCCUUUUGACCCAGGAAUCACCAAGAGCUGUUCCAAAAUAGAAGGACAUAAGAAAUUUAUUCAAACUAGCUUGGCCUGAGUAGGAAGUAAGAAGAGAGUUAUAGACGGGUUGCAUUGAGGAAUGAAGAGCUGCUGUGUGUAUCCACAAAUCUGAUUGACUUGCUCAGGGAGGCUAAAGCAUCUAUCUCCAGAAAUGUCUUUGGAGAGUAAAGAGCAAUAUGAUCUGUCACCCAAGAAUUCAGUUGAAGGAAAUCACCAACACAGUCCUCUGUCUGAUAUGCAUCCGGAGCUUGAAAAGGAAUCAAGUACCGACUUGAAGCAAUUUGAAGCCAGUGAUCAAUGCACACCUUAUCGUAGGAUCCAUAUGGAGCCUCAAGAGAAACCAAGUACUAACUUCAAGCAAUUUGUCACUAAAAAACUGCAGAAGAGUUGCCAGUGCAGUUCAGCCAAAGCCAAAAAUAUGAUUUUGGGUUUCCUUCCUGUUUUGCAAUGGCUCCCAAAAUAUGAUCUGAAGAAAAACAUUUUAGGGGAUGUGAUGUCUGGCCUGAUUGUGGGCAUCUUAUUAGUACCCCAGUCCAUUGCCUAUUCCCUCUUGGCUGGUCAAGAGCCUAUCUAUGGUCUGUACACGUCUUUUUUUGCCAGCAUCAUUUAUUUCCUGUCGGGCACCUCCCGUCACAUCUCUGUGGGCAUUUUUGGAAUCUUGUGCCUUAUGAUUGGUGAGGUAGUUGACCGAGAACUACACAAAGCUGGCUAUGACACUGCCGAAAACGCGCCUUCUACUUUAGGAAUGGUUUCAAAUGGGAGCACGUUAUUAAACCAGACAUCAGACUGGGUGUGUGACAGAAGUUGCUAUGCAAUUACUGUUGGCAGCACUGUGACCUUUAUGGCUGGAGUUUAUCAGGUAGCGAUGGGCUUCUUCCAAGUGGGCUUUGUUUCUGUCUACCUCUCAGAUGCCUUGCUGAGUGGAUUUGUCACUGGUGCCUCCUUCACUAUUCUUACAUCUCAGGCCAAGUAUCUCCUUGGGCUCAGCCUUCCUCGGAGUAAUGGUGUGGGCUCGCUCAUCACUACUUGGAUACAAAUCUUCAGAAACAUCCAUAAGACCAAUCUCUGUGAUCUCAUCACCAGCCUUUUGUGCCUUUUGGUUCUUUUGCCAACCAAAGAACUCAAUGAGCACUUCAAGUCCAAGCUUAAGGCACCGAUUCCUACUGAACUCAUUGUCGUCGUGGCAGCCACAUUAGCCUCUCAUUUUGGAAAACUAAAUGAGAAAUACAAUACCAGCAUUGCUGGGCCUAUUCCCACGGGGUUUAUGCCACCGAAAGCACCAGACUGGAAUCUAAUUCCUAGUUUGGCUGUAGAUGCAAUAGCUAUUUCGAUCAUUGGUUUUGCUAUCACUGUAUCACUUUCUGAGAUGUUUGCCAAGAAACAUGGCUACACGGUCAAAGCCAAUCAGGAAAUGUAUGCCAUUGGCUUUUGCAAUAUCAUCCCCUCCUUCUUCCACUGCUUUACUACCAGCGCAGCUCUUGCAAAGACCUUGGUUAAAGAAUCAACAGGCUGCCAAACUCAGCUUUCUGGUGUGGUGACAGCCUUGGUUCUUUUGUUGGUCCUCCUGGUAAUAGCUCCUUUAUUCUAUUCCCUUCAGAAAAGUGUCCUUGGUGUAAUCACCAUUGUAAAUCUCCGGGGAGCCCUACGCAAAUUUAAGGAUCUGCCCAACAUGUGGAAGGUUAGCAGAAUGGAUACAGUUAUCUGGUUUGUUACCAUGCUGUCCUCUGCACUGAUAAGUACUGAAAUAGGCCUGCUAAUUGGGGUUUGUUUUUCUAUGUUUUGUGUCAUUCUCCGCACUCAGAAGCCAAAGACUUCAUUGCUUGGUUUGGUGGAAGAGUCUGAAAUCUUUGAAUCCGUGUCUGCUUAUAAAAAUCUUCAGACUAAGCCGGGCAUCAAGAUAUUCCGUUUUGUAGCCCCUCUCUACUACAUAAACAAAGAAUGUUUUAAAUCUGCUUUAUACAAAAAAACUCUCAACCCAGUCUUAGUAAAGGCAGCUCAGAAGAAGGCCGCAAAGAGAAAGAUCACAAAGGAAACAGUGAUUCUCAGUGGAAUCCAGGACGAAGUUUCAGUGCAACUUUCCUGUGAUCCCUUGGAGCUUCAUACCAUAGUGAUUGACUGCAGCACAAUACAGUUUUUAGAUACAGCAGGGAUCCAUACACUGAAAGAAGUUCGUAGAGAUUAUGAAGCCAUUGGCAUCCAGGUUCUGCUGGCUCAAUGCAAUCCCUCUGUGAGGGAUUCCCUGGCCUCCGGAGAGUAUUUCAAAGAGGAAGAAGGAAACCUUCUCUUUUAUAGUGUGUAUGAAGCAGUGGCCUUUGCAGAAUAUCAGAAUCAGAAAGGAGUAUGUAUUCCCAAUGGUCUGAGCCUUUCCAGUGAUUGACUGAGAAAGUGGAUGGAAAGGAGAAUGAUGUCCAGCCAGUAGGUUAAGGUUUGAAGUAUAUAACAUUUUCUAGUUCCACAGUGGAAACUGUUGCACUUGAAAUUUUAACCUGGGACGCCUGGGUGGCUCAGUCGGUUAAGCAUCUGCCUUCGGCUCAGGUCAUGAUCCCAGGGUGUGGGAUCGA
Neomonachus schauinslandi (Hawaiian monk seal) is the source of this 2832-nucleotide messenger RNA. It is a transcript of the gene SLC26A2, whose product is annotated as solute carrier family 26 member 2. Gene Ontology annotation, biological process: transmembrane transport. Gene Ontology annotation, cellular component: membrane. The record is from RefSeq and is a predicted model, not a curated record. Gene Ontology annotation, molecular function: secondary active sulfate transmembrane transporter activity; oxalate transmembrane transporter activity; bicarbonate transmembrane transporter activity. Lineage: Eukaryota; Metazoa; Chordata; Mammalia; Carnivora; Phocidae. The coding region runs from base 423 to 2648 and encodes 741 amino acids. The transcript has 4 exons.